Lycium barbarum (goji berry) is the source of this 3651-nucleotide messenger RNA. RefSeq lists its product as uncharacterized. The record is from RefSeq and is a predicted model, not a curated record. Lineage: Eukaryota; Viridiplantae; Streptophyta; Magnoliopsida; Solanales; Solanaceae. The coding region runs from base 2131 to 2772 and encodes 213 amino acids. The transcript has 2 exons.
AUUAUGUUCAAAACACGAUUAAUAUAACAUUGUAAUUUGUGCUCCGUAUCUAAAACUUUAUUAUAUUAGUGUUUGCUACGAAUACAAAAUCUCCACUUUUUUUUUUUUUGACAUUGUUUGUUUUUUUAAUAUGAGAUUCACUUUUUUUUAUAUUGCUUGAUUUUGUCAAUAUGAGAUACUAUGUUCAAAACACGAUUAAUAUAACAUUAUAGCUUGUGCUCCGUAUCUAAAACUUUAUUAUGUUAGUGUUUGCUACGAAUACAAAGUCUGCACAUUUUUUUUGACAUUAUUUAUUUUUUUAAUAUGGGAUUUACUUUUUUUUUUAAUAUUGCUUGAUUUUGCUAAUAUGGGAUCCACUUUUUUCCCCCGUGAAUUUGAAGAUGGUGGGUUUCACUUUUUUUUUUUUAAUAUUGGUUGGUUGGUGUUUAAUAUGAGCACCACUUUUUUUUUUUUUAAUAUUGGCUAAUAUUGGUUGGUUGGAAAACAGACUAAAUAUUGGCUAAUAUUGGUUGGUUGGAAAACGGACGACGAAGCUGGGUGCAAACCCAUACUUCUUAAUAGUAGUAAAGAAAGGAGCAGAUUUUUAAUUUUUGUCUUCACUUACCUUUUGCUUAUUUAAAUAGCUAUUGUAUUCCCACAUCGAACGGACAAGAGAACUCAUAUUAAAGAAACAUGAUAUUAAACGGCCCAAACGAAACAUGAAAAACCAUACCUUUCUCUGCCUUUUGGCUAAGAUCAAGUGUAGUAUCUGUUCUUAUCAGUUUAAUAUCUAAUAUGUGAGUCAUUUACUCACACGAUAUUAACUUUAUUUUUUAAGGUGGAAGGCUCAUCACGGUAGCUUGCUAUUGGGGCCGUCAAGUGUUGCCUUGGCGUUGCACUACUGCCUUGGCCUGGCGCACCUCACCAAUUCUAGUUCUAAAAUUUUCUUUUCAUUAUUAAACCUAAUUUGUUUUAUAGAGAAUAAUAACAAAUUCAGGAAUUUCAGGAAUUUUCUAUUGUAUGAACUCUCUAUCAGUGACUGGAAAUCAUUUCAUACCCUAAGAACGGUAUUACAUCUUAGAAUGUGUUUAGGAAAAGGCACAAGUACCCCAGUAUGACCGAAGUUCCAAGGACGGACUUUUCUUUUUCGGUGGUCCUAUUUACCCCAUGAACAAUUUUUAAACGCAAGUAUAAUAUUUGUCUAUGGUUUCUUCUGUUGAAACUUCUUCUAGCUAUGCACUGCAGCCACAGUUAAUGAUGAGCUAAUCUGGCGUUUUCAGCCAAUAAAGUGCAACUUUACAAGCCACCAAUCAUCCUACCGUCCCUAAUAAAGCCUUCCCAUUAGUUUCUCCACAAGCUGCACCACCGAUCCUCCAUAACCACCGCCCAGCAUCACCUCCAUCCGCCUGUUCUCUACCACUCUUAACAUCAUCUCUCCACCAUCCCUCAGCCAAAAUUGAACACACCAGCACGACCCUUAAAAUCGUUCCACCAUCAGAAAUCAAUCACCCUUCUUCUCCAUUAGGGAACACCAGCACCGUUCCUUCAACAAGUAGUGGUGGUCUUUUGACUGGUUUUUCAGAUAUCUGAAACUGAAGGUGAAGGCAGCGGCAAAUUUGGUGGUGGCGUAAGGAAGAAAAAAAAAAAAGAAAGAAGCCAGUGUUACGUACAGAGACAAAAUUGGGGGAAGGUAUCUGAAAUAUUUUCAAAUGACAUAAGACAGCUACAAAAGCAGAGCAAGAAGGAUUAAAAUUUCUCUCGGUGCUAGUUUAAGCCACUUGGGGGGGAUUCUCUUCAAGAACCACGAAACGGAAUACUCAUAUCCUUGAAGCUUUUUUUAAGGUGGUAUUAGAUCGAUUCAGCAGCGCGGUUAAUCCAAAGAACUGGAUUUAUCGGGCAGAGAGAUACUUCACUUUCCUUGGCUUCUCUGAAGAAUAUUGGCUACCUCUUCCUUCCUUAUAUCUUGAUGGUGAGGCCCUCAAAUGGUCCUGUUGGAUGUUUCGCAACAAAUAAUUUUUUGAUUGAAAACAUUUUAAGGAGAAGUUAGCGUUGUGUUUUAGGAAACAAACCUACGCAAAGUCUCCUAUGGUGGACAAUCAAAUUACCAGUAUUCUUGCUUUGCUAUAGAAGAUCGAGGACAACUGUUCAUUUAUGUCUCAGCAGGUUACAAUAGAAGAUACAAGGAUUAAUGUUGCUACAGCUAUCCCUGUGAAUAAUGUUGAGGGCCAUCCUGAGAUGUUUCAUACUUCGAUCGACACAAACCCCCUUAGAGCUGGAACUGAUUCGGCGUUAGACACUGAAUAUUCAGGCCAUGUGCACCAGGUGUCCGAUGAAAGUUCUCACCAAAGUGAAAACUCAGUCCAUGAAGUUGACACCGCGUUUGAUUUGGUGGCAGAUGAUUCAGAGGGGCUUCCUUUGCAGGUAACUCAAGUUCUUGACGAAUCUACCUGGUGCCCUGAAAGUUUGCUAACUCAAGUGAAAAAGGAAACUUGCAACACCGAUUUUGAAGAGAACAACAAGACAGGGGACAUCCUAACUUUUGAUCUAGAUUCUCCGUCUCUUGUUAUUGCAGUUUGGGAUAUAAUGCCCGAUAUCGAGGGCCAUGUCGAUUUGCCCGUUGCCUCUAUUUUUAUGGGUCAUGAGGUAACAUCUGAUUCAUUUUUUAUUGAAACUGUGCCUACUCCGAGUACGUUGCGUCCUUUUUUGUUUGAUCCUAGUUCGGCCAACACCCACUUCAUAUCAGUGGCGGAGCCAGGAUUUUCAUCUAGGGGGUUCAAAAAUUCUAAAAGGUAAAUACACGGAGAAGUUAGGGGGUUCAACAUCUACUAUAUAUACAUAAUAAAAUAAUUUUAACUUUGAAAAUACACUGUAAUUUUUCGCCGAGGGGGUUCGAACCCCCUGGAGCCAAUGUGGCUUCGCCCUUGCUGCAAAUAGCCAAGGAUCGCAUUUACACAAUUCCAUGUUUUCCGUUUGAUCCUGGUACUAAAUACUUUAUGGUACCCAUUCGUGUAACUUCGUCGAAUCUUCAUGUAUGGGAUCCGGGAAUAAGUUUUGAGGUCAUGGCUCUAACAUGUUAUCCCGUGAACGUGGAGGCACUACAAUUGUAGGGAUGUUCUGGCAAGUUUUAGUUAAUUGUGUAUUCUUACUCUAGACGUAGAGUGUGGGAUCCCGGACAAUCUAGGUGUGUGAACCCCUACAUCUUGCAAUCUGAUUCGGCAUGAGGAGUUGCUCGUUCUUCAACUUUUACUCACUUUUAUAUUGCUGAAAGAGGCGUUUACUUCUACCCGACAACAUUGGCACCAAAGACGACUGAAUUACCUUGGAGAGGAAAGUUUCUUAUUUUGCUUUUAGCGUGGCUUGAUGAAAAUAAGGCGCGACACCUGGAUAUACAUGCUUUCAAGACGUGCGUGGAGACAGUCCGUACGGCUCACAUACUCGGGUUGGACUAUGCAUGCUCCAAGCCGUCCAUGACCAAUCCUUACUGUGCGCCUAGGCGUUCAGUCGUGACCGUUCCUAGGGCUCGUAUCUUAUGCAUAUGCAAUAUCAUAAUAAAUUGUAAAGACUCUUAACUCUUAAUGAAAAUUUCUUUUCUUUUCUUUAUUUUGAUUUUUGAGGAAUAUUAUACAUAUAAUAUAAUCUAUAUAACUAAAAAAAAAAAAAAAAAAACUAGCA